Molecule: messenger RNA, 2569 nt
Organism: Coccidioides immitis RS
Lineage: Eukaryota; Fungi; Ascomycota; Eurotiomycetes; Onygenales; Onygenaceae
Exons: 5
Coding region: 529-1428 (299 amino acids)
Biological process (GO): biosynthetic process
Source: RefSeq, a predicted model, not a curated record
CGCUCAAUGGUGUGCGCCUUCGACACUCCACCUUUAGUGGAGAUAUCCAUAACUACCAAAGCAAAGCAGGACUAAGACAGAGCCUGUUGCAAUCAAAGGAUUUUUGAGCUCUCAUCACAAAAAAUGGACGAUCAUGAUUAUAGUAGCAUGUUUACGGAAUACAAUGCUUAAGUAAUAUGUACACAAACUUGGUCAUUUUCACUAAAGGCCUGCUGUUGAGAAAAGGCGACAUAGAGUUCGAAACCCCCAUAGUUAACUAACUAACUAGUUAGUUAGUAAAGUUAACUAAGCUUGGACGUGGGGCUGGAACUCAGUGGGAUGAGGCAGUGAGAGACAGGACGUGCAUCCCAGCUUAACUACUUGUUUAACAUUUCUCUCCCACCUUGUUGCGAGCCCAAGGUUGAGCAGCUCACGAUUCGUUGCUUGUUCUCGCCGCAUUGUGCAUGUUACAAUCCCUGGCUCACAUCAACUGCAUCACCGGUCGCGACGUCACUUGGUGGUUUCCGGUUGUGGCCGCGCUCGCUGUAGAUGAUGGAUGACUCGCUUUUUCUAGUUCAGUCAGCGCCGGAUGGCUUCGAGUCGGCUACGCCACUUGUGCUCAUCCACGAUGGGGGAGGCACGACGGUGUCUUAUUUCUACCUUGAAUCUUUAGACCGUACGGUAUAUGCGAUACAGAACCCGAGAUUUUAUUCUGGUGAACCAUGGGAGGGUGGACUGCCUGAGAUGGGCCGAAUAUAUGCGAGCUUGAUACGGUCCGUGCUACCAUCGGGGCCUAUUAUUCUUGGAGGCUGGUCGCUUGGCGGCAUGAUUUCGUUGGAGGUUGCCAGCAUACUCGCAAGAACUUCCGAUAUCCAGGUUCUUGGAAUCGUGAUGAUAGACAGCAUAAACCCGCUGAAUGCGGCUAUCCAAAGUGCAAACGUUGCUCCUCAUCAAGUUGAAUAUGACGAGCAUACAAGGCCUGAAACCCGUGAGUUGGUCUCGAACUGCAUGAAAAUGGCGGUCGCGAUGUCUUCCGACUGGAUUCCCCCGGUCUGGAAAGGAUGUGGUGACCAGGAUCUCAUCGGCCGCCGAAAAGCUAUGGAAGCAACUCUGUCGUCCCGGAUGCCUGCGCAAUACGGGAAUUCCUGCUCCGUAACGGAGAUGGAUGUGCCGUGGCGCGACAUCUUGCCCACCGUACCCCCAACCGUUCUCCUACGGUGCAAUGAGUAUGUUCCUAUCUCCAGUCCCGAGGGUUGUAAUGCAGUCUCAAGGGUAGAUGUGUGUCGAGAGAUGCCCAGAUUGGGAUGGGAGGAGUACGGAUAUGAUAUGAUAUCUACAGUCAUGGACAUCCCCGGUCACCACUUUAAUAUAUUUGCUAAAGACCAUCUUGACGAAGUCUCAUCGCAAGUGAAGCUUGCGUGUAGACUGAUUGAGAGAGCCGGCCUCUGAGAUUCAAGCAUUGUGUGCUACCCAUUCACGGCUGAAUCCUACGAGUACAGUGAAAUUUAUAAAUGUGAUUGAUUUUUUGGAAUAAGCAAUUACUUUUUAUUUUAUUUUAUUUUUUUUUUUCCUAUUUUUCCUUGCCGUCGAUGUAGACACCGGUAACCCUCACUAGUUCCCCCGCGCCCAGCGCUGAGAGAGCUCAAAAUUGACCGCAAGAAUGGACUUCGGCUCCGACCAUGUGAACCAUAAAAUCACCCACAAGUAUCCAAUAGAGUGGAGCAUAACACCCUCGGACUUAGUUUUGGGGAAACUGUCAAGAUGCCUUGAUCUCCAUGUUUUCCAGAUGAUCUGCACGACGGCCUCAAUCGUCAGUGCAACUGGCUGCAGGGCGUAGAAAAUGAUUACUGGCAUCUUGUUGCAACCCGGCAUCGUGUAGUUGUGCAUGACCGCGUGGCAGAAGCCUGAUAUGAGAAAUACAAGGAGCCCGUGAACAAGCCGCGAGAACAGUGACCGUCUGCGGAUGCGAAGGACGUGGUGAAGGACCAGGGUAGCAUACGCACUUAGGCCUCGGUGCAUUAGUAAAUGCCAGAACCCUGACCAGUAACCGCGCACUGUGAACGCGUGCUGAAUGCUACCGAAAAACGGCGGCCACUCAUCAGGCACAUCAAAACCUAGCCCAACAAAUAACAGGGCGCAAAUGUCAUGAAACCCCUUCAGGAUAACAAUACUCUGGAUAUUGUUGUCAGCCACGAUCCAUAUCCGCAUCUUGAUCUCAUGGAUGGUGACUGGGUGGAGGAAGUACGGAUUUGGUGUUCCCAAUAAUCUUGAAGAUGUGUUCAACAGCAAUCGUCGCAAAAGUAUUUGCUUCUCAGGGAGAUAGUCGGAUUCUCGCGCAAGAACUAGGUAAGGCGAAUAGUGGGACCAAAUGAGCCAUAUGAUAAGUUUUGUCAAAAGCGCUAUCGAGCGACGGGAAACAAACUGCCAGCGCACUGUCAAAGGCAGGCACGGAUUGAUGUGGGAAGCUGGCGAGAGCGUCAUCGAUGAUCGAGGAGACGGCAAUGCGUGGACCUGCCAUGCGGUGUUUAUUCCUCGCCCAUUGAAUAGCAUCUUGAGAGCACACGCUUUUCUUGCAUUGAAAGUGAAGAAG